Rhizoctonia solani is the source of this 915-nucleotide messenger RNA. RefSeq names its product cullin binding. Gene Ontology annotation, biological process: positive regulation of ubiquitin-protein transferase activity; protein neddylation. NCBI's taxonomy places the organism in Eukaryota, Fungi, Basidiomycota, Agaricomycetes, Cantharellales, Ceratobasidiaceae. Gene Ontology annotation, molecular function: ubiquitin-like protein binding; ubiquitin conjugating enzyme binding; cullin family protein binding. Gene Ontology annotation, cellular component: ubiquitin ligase complex. The transcript has 9 exons. The record is from RefSeq and is a predicted model, not a curated record. The coding region runs from base 1 to 915 and encodes 304 amino acids.
AUGUCUCGAGUUUCUUCGACCCAGCGAGACGCCCUAGUUAGCCAGUUUCAGGGUAUCACUGAUGCUAGCAAGGAACAAGCACUCUCUGCGCUCAAGAAGCACAACUAUAGACUAGACGCCGCUGUCGACGCUUACUACCAGGCUCUAACGGAUGCUCCUCCAGCCCAGGUAUCCACUCAGAAACUAGGGGCAUUGUUUGAUAAAUACAAGGAUCCCGACUCUGCUAAUAUCGGUAUAAACGGGACAAUUCAAUGGUGUGAAGAUCUGGGUGUCGAUCCAGAAGACGUUUCGUUGCUCGCGGUCGCGUGCGAACUCAAGAGCCCAACAGUCGGAGAAUGGACAAAAAACGGGUUCAUAGACGACGAUCCCGAGAAACGAAACGGUCCUAUUCUACUUGGAGGCACGGAGAUGACUUGCACUCCCCCCCCCCAUUUCGAGGCCAAGACGAAGAUCCCGCCUCGUAUUUUUCUCCAGAGAAAUCCCGUCGGAUAUGUGUGCGACACGAUCGAUCAAAUGAAAACCACGAUCGCCACGCUACGAACCAAACUUGGCAACGAUCCGGAUUAUUUCUCGAGGGUAUACACUUAUACCUUUACUUUUGCCAAGGCCGAGGGCGCGAGGAGUAUAUCAAUCGAGAGUGCGAUUGCGUUUUGGAACUUGUUGUUGAGCGUUGGUCUUUCUGGUUCGGCGCUACCCAAGAACGGGUGGACGGACGAACAUACAGAGUGGUGGUUUGAGUUUUUGAAAGAACGAGGUGGGAAGGGUGUUAGCAAGGAUACUUGGGCGAUGCUACCCGAGUUUAUCAAAGUGAUCGACGGCAAGUUUGAGAACCACGAUCUAGAAGCUGCAUGGCCCUCGACGAUUGAUGAUUUCGUAGAAUGGGCAAAGGAGAAGACUCAGGCUGGACAGAGUUAG